CCUUGGAGCCCACUGGAGCCCGGCCCAACCCCAGGUCAGCAGCCCCUGGCACGGUCCCUGAGAGCCCGCCGGGAUUGCCCCAGGCACAAAACCACAGUGACCUAGGUCGCGCUUCCUUUGGCAACCGGGGUGGCCCGCGGCGAGCGCGCUUUGGCACCAGGCGGGCGCGGGGGCACGGGGCGCACGCCCUCUGGAAAUCGUUGGGGUCGGGAGGCGCUGGGUUACUGAACUUAGUCGUUGAGAGCUCCUAGCCAAGUCCGCGCGACAGGUCUUAUCGCCGGGUCCGGGAAAUAAGCUGCCUGGGUGGGGCCGCGUUUGGCGACCGCUACUCGGCCACCCCUACUGCUCCCGCCUCUCCCCUGGGAUUUUCCAGCGGGUUAAUUUCCUGUCGGAGUAAAUCCUUCGCGAGUCCCUCGCCCCUCCCUCCCCAGCUCUCCUCGCUCGGUUCGUGCCGCCCCGGGCUCCCCUAGUCCGUCCGCGCCGCGCUCGGUCACCCCCGCGCGCCCGGGCGCACGCCCUCCCCGCCCUCCGGCUCCCAGCGCCCGGCGGCCGGGGCCCCGCGCGCCGCCUCGCGCCAGGCUCGUCCCGAGGGCCGCGUCCGCGUCUCCGCGGCUCGCGCGGGUCCCCCGGCCAUGCGCCCCCGCGCCGCCCCUCGCGCCCCCGCCGGCGCCGCCGCCGCGCUCCGGCUCUGCAGCCUCCUGCUGCUGCUCGGGCCCGGGCACGCGUGCCCCGCGGGCUGCACCUGCACCGACCCGCACACUGUGGACUGCCGCGACCGCGGGCUGCCCAGCGUGCCCGACCCCUUUCCCCUGGACGUGCGCAAGCUGCUGGUGGCCGGUAACCGCAUCCAACACAUCCCCGAGGACUUCUUCAUUUUCUACGGCGACCUGGUCUACCUGGACUUCAGGAACAACUCGCUGCGCUCGCUGGAGGAGGGCACGUUCAGCGGCUCGGCCAAGCUCGCCUUCCUCGACCUCAGCUACAACAACCUGACCCACCUGGGCGCCGGCGCCUUCCGCUCCGCCGGGAGGCUGCUCAAGCUGAGCCUGGCCAACAACAACCUGGCGGGCGUGCACGAGGCCGCCUUCGAGACCCUGGAGUCGCUGCAGGUGCUGGAGCUCAACGACAACAACCUGCGCAGCCUCAACGUGGCCGCCCUGGCCGCGCUGCCCGCGCUGCGCACUCUGCGCCUGGAUGGGAACCCCUGGCUCUGCGACUGCGACUUCGCCCACCUCUUCUCCUGGAUCCAGGAGAAUGCGUCCAAGCUGCCCAAAGGCCUCGACGAGAUCCAGUGCUCCCUGCCCGUGGAGAACAGGAGGGUGUUCCUGCACGAGCUGUCGGAGGCCAGCUUCAGCGAGUGCAAGUUCAGCCUCUCACUCACAGACCUGUUUAUCAUCAUCUUCUCCGGCGUGGCCGUGUCCAUCGCUGCCAUCAUCUCCAGCUUCUUUCUGGCCACCGUGGUGCAAUGCUUCCAGAGGUGCACCCCCAACAAAGACCCCGAGGAUGAAGAGGACGACGAGGAUGACUGAGCCGCCCCCUCCCAUUCCUCACUUUCCAGAACCCAAGCCAUCGGCUCCCCUCCAAGAAGAGAGGGACGUGCUGAGAGGGGAGAAGAACCGGCCACCCACAGUGCCCAGAGCACAGAGCCGCACCUGCUCCGUGCCCUGCACCCCGGGCGCGCCUGCUGGGAGCUCCGCUCUCAGAGUUUGGAAUCCAGAGUGGAGCGGCCCAGGAAGGAUCCCUGGAGGAGAGCCGGCUCUCGGCGGGAGGGGUGUGUGGGGAGAAGAUGGCUGAGUCCCGCUUCCUAGUCGACAGGUGAAAACCAGCCCAGGGCACAUGCAGACCUCAGCUCGCCCACAAAGAUGAUUUUGUGCCGUCCGUUCUCUGACCUGUUCUGGGAGACCUGGCAGCAUCUCCUUCCUGCCAAGUGGCAGCAGCUCAGACAGCGGGGACUCAAGUGUGGGUCCCCCUCCCUGGAAGCAGGACUUCUGCUCCUCUGGAACAGGCUUCCGCAACCUUGGGAUGUUACGCAAAGAACAAACCCACGUCUGGCUAAAACGGCGCCGAGGAAGAAGCUAAGAAGUGGCCGAAGGACGUUUGCUGUUACAUGUUGGUGACAGAGUUGGGAAAACUUCCGUUGACAGAACUCAAACCCUGAUCCUUCUCCUAAUGCUGGCAACUCGUGGAGGAAGGAGGGGCGUUCUGUACAAUCCCGAUGCCGUCUGCUCUUCCCUCUGAGGGACAACCAAGUCACUUCCCCUCCCGUCCCGCAGCCCCUCACCUCCCACCCGUUCGGAGUCCCUCCUCAUCCACAUGAGGCCUGCUGUUCCCUGUGCUGGCACCGUUCCAGACGUGUCGUCUCCAGAACUUGCAGGAAACUUUCCUGGAGGCCAGGAUUCCAAAAAGCAGGUUGCGUCAGCCCACCAAAAUGUUAAAAAAAAGAAAACAUACGAACUAGGACUUGGCCUCAGAGAACCCUCCAUCGGCGGCCUUGGGGGCUAUGUGACAUUUCUUUGGCGCACAGGCUGUGACAGGCAGUGUUUUCCAGGCUGUGGAACGCAGCUCUUUGGUUCAGAGACAAUGUGAGACAAACAGCGUCAUGCGCCCAGCGGGUUAAUGCAAGAUGGCAGGAGUUAGCCGCGUUGGACCUCGCUGGGGACUGAUGCCCAGACCAGCGGCUUGGGGGAGGCUCCUGGGAUAUUUCCGGGAAUCAACUCUCCAUCAUUUCUCGUAAUACAUCCCUUAUGUU
This is a messenger RNA of Equus quagga, 2749 nucleotides long. It is a transcript of the gene LRRC38, whose product is annotated as leucine rich repeat containing 38. The transcript has 2 exons. Lineage: Eukaryota; Metazoa; Chordata; Mammalia; Perissodactyla; Equidae. Bases 633 to 1529 code for a protein of 298 amino acids. The record is from RefSeq and is a predicted model, not a curated record. Gene Ontology annotation, molecular function: transmembrane transporter binding; voltage-gated potassium channel activity; potassium channel activator activity. Gene Ontology annotation, cellular component: voltage-gated potassium channel complex.